This is a messenger RNA of Schizosaccharomyces osmophilus, 573 nucleotides long. RefSeq names its product coatomer zeta subunit (gene ret3). NCBI's taxonomy places the organism in Eukaryota, Fungi, Ascomycota, Schizosaccharomycetes, Schizosaccharomycetales, Schizosaccharomycetaceae. The transcript has a single exon. The record is from RefSeq and is a predicted model, not a curated record. Gene Ontology annotation, biological process: retrograde vesicle-mediated transport, Golgi to endoplasmic reticulum; intra-Golgi vesicle-mediated transport; intracellular protein transport. Gene Ontology annotation, cellular component: COPI vesicle coat. Bases 1 to 573 code for a protein of 190 amino acids.
AUGAAUUUAUCUCUAUACGCUGUUAAUGCGUUUCUGAUUUUGGACAGUACGGGCAAACGAAUCUUCGCCAAAUACUACAGUCCUCCUCACAGCAAGGAAGGAGAAGGCUCUAUAUUUCAGUCAGUCAAAGAAGAAAAGACGUUCGAGAAGGGAUUAUUUGAAAAAACAUGGAAAACACAGAAUGAUAUUUUAAGUUAUGAUGGCAAGCUUGUCGUAAUGCUGACUGUGAUGGACGUGGCAUUUUACAUUGUAGGUGGAAUGGAAGAAAACGAGAUUAUGCUAUACGAAUGUUUACGGUCUAUUCGUGAUGCUUUAGAACUUAUUUACAAAUAUAUCCCUGAUAAGAGAACGAUCCUUGACAAUUAUGACCAACUCGUGAUCGUUGUCGACGAAACAAUUGAUGAUGGUAUUAUUUUAGAAUCCGAGCCUUCUAUUAUUGCUUCCCGUGUCACCAAGGGCCCUGUUUCUGAGGCACAAGCCAUUGUUUCUGACUUUAAAGAGAUGGGAUUUAUGAGUGGAUUGCAGAAAGCUCGCGACAAGUUUGCCGAGACCAUUUUGAAGGGUUCAUUUUAA